Molecule: messenger RNA, 2186 nt
Organism: Elgaria multicarinata webbii
Lineage: Eukaryota; Metazoa; Chordata; Lepidosauria; Squamata; Anguidae
Gene: DYNC1LI1
Product: dynein cytoplasmic 1 light intermediate chain 1
Exons: 13
Coding region: 45-1610 (521 amino acids)
Biological process (GO): microtubule-based movement; microtubule cytoskeleton organization
Cellular component (GO): cytoplasmic dynein complex; centrosome
Molecular function (GO): dynein heavy chain binding
Source: RefSeq, a predicted model, not a curated record
GCUCCCGUACCGUGUGUGUGUGUGUGUGUGUACAGGCAGCGAAGAUGGCGGCGGCAGUAGGAGGACGAGCCGGCUCCUUCGGUUCCUCUUCUUCAACGGGGCUGAGCUCGGGCUACGGGGCUGGCGCCUUCAACGCUACAAAUGGCGGCGGCGCGGACUCGCGAGCGGGAGGCGACGAGGACGACGGGCAGAAUCUUUGGUCCUGUAUCCUCAGCGAGGUGUCCACUCGUUCCCGAUCCAAACUGCCUUCGGGGAAAAACGUCGUUCUGCUGGGGGAAGAUGGUGCAGGUAAAACUAGCUUAAUUGGAAAACUUCAAGGAAUUGAAGAAUACAAGAAAGGAAGAGGAAUGGAAUAUUUGUACUUAAGUGUGCAUGAUGAAGACAGAGAUGAUCAGACAAGAUGUAAUGUAUGGAUAUUGGAUGGUGACCUUUAUCAUAAAGGUCUACUUAAAUUUGCAAUGGAAGCCAUCUCUUUAAAGGACACUUUGGUUAUGUUGGUGGUAGAUAUGUCUAAGCCAUGGACUGCUUUAGACUCUUUACAGAAAUGGGCAAGUGUUGUAAGGGAGCAUAUUGACAAAUUAAAAAUUCCUCCUGAAGAAAUGAAAGAAAUGGAACAAAGGAUGGUAAGAGACUUCCAAGAAUACACAGAACCAGGGGAAGACUUUCCGGCUUCUCCACAGAGGAGAAAUACUUCAUUACAAGAAGAAAAAGAUGAUAGUGUCAUUUUACCACUGGGUGCAGAUACACUAACAUGUAACUUAGGCAUUCCUGUAGUAGUAGUUUGUACAAAGUGUGAUGCCAUUAGUCUGCUGGAAAAAGAACACGAUUACAGAGAUGAGCACUUUGACUUCAUUCAAUCACACAUUCGACGGUUUUGUUUACAGUAUGGUGCAGCACUUAUUUACACUUCAGUAAAGGAAAAUAAGAAUAUUGAUUUAGUGUAUAAAUAUAUUGUCCAGAAAUUAUAUGGAUUCCCCUUCAACAUACCUGCUGUUGUUGUAGAAAAAGAUGCAGUAUUUAUUCCUGCAGGAUGGGACAAUGAAAAGAAGAUAGGAAUAUUACAUGAGAACUUCCAGAAUCUAAAAAUGGGUGACAAUUUUGAGGAUAUCGUUACGAAGCCACCUGUCAGAAAGUUUGUACAUGAGAAAGAGAUAGUAGCAGAAGAUGACCAAGUAUUUCUUAUGAAGCAACAGUCUCUGUUAGCAAAACAGCCACCUACUGCAGCUGGAAGACCAGUGGAUACCUCGCCAAGAGUCCCUGGAGGAUCCCCUCGGACACCAAACAGAUCAGUAUCCUCCAAUGUUGCCAGUGUUACACCCAUCCCUGCUGGAUCCAAAAAAAUUGAUCCUAGUAUGAAAGCUGGAGCCACAAGCGAAGGAGUCCUGGCUAACUUUUUCAACAGUUUGCUGAGUAAGAAAACUGGCUCACCAGGUGGUCCUACUGGUGUUGGUAGUCCUGGAGGAGUAGGGGGCACUGGGGGUGGAGGCAGCAGCAACUUACCAGCAUCUGCAAAAAAAUCAGGGCCCUGUCAUAAUGAGAUAUGUGUGCAAAUAGCCAUUUUAGAUCAGGGGACUGGUUGGUUAUUUACUCCAACAAAUGACCUAAGAUGAGGGGUCCACAAAGUUUUGCUCUGGCUUGUUAGCCAUCCAUAACUUGUGGUACCACCGAGCCUACCCUUCCUCAAGUCUUCUGUGAUUGCCAGAGAACUUGGGGAUAAGUACGGAAGUCUCUGUAUCUCAUGAGGCUGUGGAAGAGGAAAAAGGCAACAUGAGUCUCAUAUUGCUUCUGCCUGCUCCAAGUCUUGGUGCAAUGUAACUCUCCCUGGAUAUUUUUAUGUCAGAGAGACAUGCACAGGGCACAGGACUGACAGCCAAACCUGCCAUAAACUGCAGCAUUCCAAAAUGUUAGCAUGUUGUAAUAGUAAGAGUCAUACCACUGGGUUAAUUUUUGGAGUGUACUCCAGCAUCUUUAUUGAUUUUGACUGUGGCUGUCAAGAUGAAAAGCUGACUCUCAUUACAUUCUGUGAUGGAUUCUGUUUUACUCCCACAGUAUCACAGGUAUAUUAGUCUUACUUACUGUCCCUUCUGUGUUGAUGACAACGAACUUGGGAGUCUUUGAAUGCAGAAGCUGAAAGCUAUGAACUUAUAUUUGACUGCUUCAUACCAUUGAUCAGCCCAAAUUCAAUG